AAUAAAACUGCACAAUGUUGGUAUGUUAUGAAUAUAAACAUAUAUAGUAAAAAUGUUAAUCCUAAAGUUCAUGUAUGUAUAACUAUUUUCGAACUGAAAAAAAAUGGCUCAUAGAUUAAUAUUCCGUUUCUGAAAGUAAGAUUUUUUAGAGUUUAUUUUUGUUCCACAAAAUUAUUUUUUUAAAGAUACUUUUGUAUACUUUUGAAAAACAUUAAUUAUGAAUAUUUAAAUUGAUUAUGGUGAAUAAUUAUUGGAAAGUGUAUUAAAAAUAAAUUGUAAAUAUUUGUUAUAUUUUAAUAAAUAUGAAAAUUCUAGAAAAUUUUACUUCAGUUCAGAAAGGGUAAUAUUUAAUUAGUACAUAAAAAAUAAAUAAAUAAAAGUUUUGUUCCGACACAACUUGAAAGAUCUAGUUGACCGAUAAACUGUUAACUUCAAACAUGUCCACAUCUGGAUGUGAUUUGAGCUUAGUUUUUUCUUUAGAUUGAGGGUAAUAUAGUCAUUUCAAGAAACCGACAAACCAGUAAAACGAAAAUGUUUUCCACUAAAAGAGUAAAGACAACACGCAAAAGGAAAACAAAACUAAUCACACUUCGCACUUUCUCCUCAAACACUCUCGCCGGAGAUGCAACUGUUUCUCCUCCUUCUCCUCCUCGCCGCACUAUCUCCUCCGGCGACUUCCCACUACUCAUCCUCAACCUCAUCUCCAUCUUCCUCCUCCGUCUCCGAAUGGCGUCCAGCUCGAGCCACCUACUACGCCGCCACGAAUCCUAGAGACUUGGUAGGCGGUGCGUGUGGAUACGGAGAUCUCGUCAAAUCUGGAUACGGUAUGGCGACGGUUGGUCUGAGCGAGACUCUGUUUGAGCGUGGUCAGAUCUGUGGCGCUUGUUUCGAGCUCAGAUGUGUCGAUGAUCUCCGUUGGUGUAUCCCUGGAACUUCGAUCAUCGUCACCGCUACGAACUUCUGCGCUCCUAAUUACGGGUUUGAUCCCGACGGUGGUGGUCAUUGUAACCCACCGAACAAACAUUUCGUGUUGCCGAUCGAAGCGUUUGAGAAGAUCGCUAUUUGGAAAGCGGGGAACAUGCCCGUGCAGUAUCGCAGGAUAAACUGUAGAAAGGAAGGGAGCAUUAGGUUUACAGUAGACGGUGGAGGCAUUUUCAUUUCGGUUCUGAUCACCAAUGUUGCCGGAUCCGGUGAUAUAUCCGCUGUGAAGAUCAAAGGUUCGAGAACCGGGUGGUUACCAAUGGGUCGUAACUGGGGACAGAACUGGCACAUCAACGCCGAUCUCAAGAACCAAGCUCUCUCGUUUGAAGUAACUUCUAGCGACAAAUCAACCGUGACAGCUUACAACGUCGCUCCAAGAAACUGGGAUUACGGACAAACCUUUGAAGGCAAACAAUUCGAGACUCCGUAAGACACACACACCGUUAUAUCUCGUGAUUCUUUUUGUUACUAGUGAGAAAUUUUUGAUGGCAAGUCUUAUGUAUUUUGGUGAUUACAAAAACAUCACUACUGUAUCUAUUUGUUGUUUACAUUACUAAUGAAAAGAAUGCAUUAUAUAA
Brassica rapa (field mustard) is the source of this 1559-nucleotide messenger RNA. RefSeq names its product expansin-A13. Lineage: Eukaryota; Viridiplantae; Streptophyta; Magnoliopsida; Brassicales; Brassicaceae. Gene Ontology annotation, biological process: plant-type cell wall organization. The record is from RefSeq and is a predicted model, not a curated record. Gene Ontology annotation, cellular component: extracellular region.